Messenger RNA from Jatropha curcas, 1185 nucleotides. RefSeq names its product tagatose-6-phosphate ketose/aldose isomerase, putative (Mog1/PsbP/DUF1795-like photosystem II reaction center PsbP family protein). The record is from RefSeq and is a predicted model, not a curated record. NCBI's taxonomy places the organism in Eukaryota, Viridiplantae, Streptophyta, Magnoliopsida, Malpighiales, Euphorbiaceae. Gene Ontology annotation, cellular component: chloroplast.
CCCACAUUAUCUCCCUCCUUUUUUAACGACCAUGAAAUUCAACCUCACCUUCUCUCAUGGCCAUUCUCUUCUUCCUCUCUCUCCACCCUCCAAAACCUCUCCAAAAUCCCAACACCAUAAUCUUCAACGCCCGAAAACACACCUGUACCUUCCUUAACAGCGUUUCCAAGAGAGAAUUUUUCUUCAAAACUACAUCACUUGGUGUCAUUUACCUAACUACUCAAAACCCGCUUGCACAGUCCUUAGCCGAAACUUCUUCCCCUUCAAAAUCGGUACUUUCAGGCAUUGCCAACACCAAAUCUUGGUUCCAGUUUUAUGGCGAUGGAUUUGCCAUCCGGGUCCCUCCUCAGUUUGAGGACAUCAUGGAACCAGAGGAUUACAAUGCUGGACUGUCUUUAUACGGAGAUAAGGCAAAGCCAAAGACUUAUGCUGCACGUUUUGCAUCCCCGGAUGGAUAUGAAGUUCUAAGUGUGGUCAUUCGUCCCACCAAUCAACUCAAAAUUACCUUCUUAGAGGCUAAGGAUAUUACUGAUUUAGGCUCAUUGAAGGAGGCUGCAAAAAUCUUUGUUCCAGGUGGGUCAACUUUAUUCUCUGCUCGAACAAUAAAAAUAAAGGAAGAUGAAGGUUUCAGGACUUAUUAUUUCUAUGAAUUUGGUAGAGAUGAACAACAUGCGGCAUUAGUAGCUGCAGUUAACAGUGGAAAGGCAAUAAUUGCUGGAGCAACUGCCCCACAGUCUAAAUGGGACAGUGAUGGUGUGAAGCUUCGCUCCGCAGCUAUUUCAUUAACAGUUCUUUAGACUUGCCAAUAUCUCAAUUUUGCAGCGAUUAGGUUUCCAGCUAUUUUAAUCCGGUUGGAUAUUUGGAAUCUUUUUGUGAAAGCAAAAGACCAGAUGCAAGUUUGUUACCCCUACCAAAUAUUGCAACAUGAAAUCUGUAUUUCAAGUCAAUGUUUUGACCUACAUUCUCAGCUUUUGGGAAUCAAGAACAGAAGAGAUUUGGCAGAAGUAGCUUAUCUUGCCUUGGGAGAGUUUUGGCCUCAGAAAUUUUGUUUUAUUUUAUUUUGUUUUGUUUUUUAAUGAGCUUCUUGGAUUCCUUCUUGUAUGUGGAAUCUACAACAUGACUAAUUGGCCACACAUCAAUUUUCAGUGACUUCAUCCUAAUGGCAACUUUUAUUUACUUUAUUAA